AUGUUCGAUCACAGCGGCCGCUUUCUUGUCAAAGUUGCUGCUCCGCUCCUCAAGCGGACCAUCGACGACGUCGGCGAUGGCCCAGGCCAACCCCUCAGCUCCCUAAAUGGGUCUGGGGUCGCUUACACCGUGAGCAACGUCUAUCCUCUCCUCGCCAUUGUCGAGGAUGAGAAUGCCCCGCCUGGCUAUCGGCCCUUGUCCCUGGAAGACCCUGUGCCCGGUGCCGACGCCGACGCCGACGCCGAGGCUCCCCGUGCCGCCGACGUGCCCAUAACCUCCAGCCUCCGUCGCACCCACGCUCUCCUCCAGUCCACCGGCGGCUGGCGCGCCUCGUUCCGUGGCAUUGUCCCCUUCUUCGUUUACGGUCUCCUCUACUCCAUUAUCGGACACCCACUCGCGAUUGCGCUUGGCCCGAUUCUUUCGCCCUUUGCCAUCAUCAUCGCCGCCCUCGUCACCGUUCAGUUUAGCACCGUCUGGGUCCAUGUUGUCCUGACGCCCUCCAGCUCUGUUUCUUGGUGGAGGCGCCUUCCUCCGUUUGCGAGCACUUUCCGUGCCGUCGCUCUCCCCACCGUCAUAACGAUGUUGGCGAGCGUUGCCAGCGUGUAUAUCCCCGCUCUCAUCGGUCUGGCAGCCGGUCUUCCCUUCUUCUCCCCGGACCGCAAACCCGAGAUCCCUUCCGAUACCAAGACCGCCGUCAUUACCGUUGUCGUCAUCCUAUCUACUCUCGCUUUGCAGCUUGUCUUGACCCUGCCCACACUCGCCAUCCUUUUCCGUAUCCAGGCUAGCCUUCUCUCUCCCGACGAGGAUACCAUCAUCCCCUUUGAUCGUUCUUUCGGCGGCCGCCUCGAGCCUGCCGUUGUCGGUGGCAAGCCUUUUGCCUCUGUACGUGACGCCUGGGCCUCUCUUUCUCGCCCUGCUCUCAGGCGCAUCAUCAUCGUCUUCGCCAAGGUUUACGGUGUCAACUUUGUGUUCUGGCUCGCUCUUGGGGCCUUUGUUGUUCCUCAACUGCUCCUUGGCUCUCACUUUAGCAAGGCCGCAUCUGGAAGCGUCAUUUGA
Parascedosporium putredinis is the source of this 1056-nucleotide messenger RNA. The record is from the annotation of a GenBank genome assembly. NCBI's taxonomy places the organism in Eukaryota, Fungi, Ascomycota, Sordariomycetes, Microascales, Microascaceae.